AUGCAGCGUAUCUACAUGCACAGCAAUGAACACUUUGAAGUCUUCACCACUGUCCUUGCUCCUCAAGGGAGGUAUCGAUACAGAACAGAAGCUGAAACGAUGGUAGUGGUGCACAGCUACAGGCCCCACUGGCCAGAUGAGCUGGAGCUGUCCCUGGGUGACGUCAUCCUGGUGCUGCCCAAGCAGGAGGAGGAGAGGUGGUUUGGGCGGCUGCUGGACGGCCGGCAGGGCUACUUCCCCGCCUCCUGUGUGAUGGAGCUGAGCCAGACUGCACUCUCUGUUACUGUUCCUCCAAGAAGCUCGGCCUGCGACAACGAUUCAGGUGUACGCAGCAGACAUGGGAAUGGACACAUUCGGCAGGCCCUCAGGAGGGGGAGCAGAGGAGUUGGAGGAGGAGGAGGAGGAGGAGGAGGAGGAGGAGGAGGAGGAGUGGUGCUGGAUGUUGGCCAAGGUGAGAACGAGGGCCCCUUCCCGGUGCGGAGGCCCCAGAACCCAGUGCCGCAGCCCGUGGCCUCCCAGCCUCAGACACACAGAUCCCCGAGCCUUCUCCACAGGAUCUUGUCCAAAUGCCGGAAAAAGAGUGAAUGCCAGGGCGCCACCAACGGGGCCUUCGAGGGCGACUAA
Molecule: messenger RNA, 624 nt
Organism: Anoplopoma fimbria (sablefish)
Lineage: Eukaryota; Metazoa; Chordata; Actinopteri; Perciformes; Anoplopomatidae
Exons: 6
Coding region: 1-624 (207 amino acids)
Molecular function (GO): protein binding
Source: RefSeq, a predicted model, not a curated record